AUGCCUGCCCUCACAAAAGCGCAGCGGAAGCAGGUUGAGGCAGCAGAGGAAGCGUUCAACCGCACAUACGCUGUCCAGUUCGACCAGGAAAGAUGGCAGCAGACCCUGUACCCAGCCCUGAUGGCCCCCACGCGAUAUGCCACCCUCAUCAAUCGCUAUGCAACACCUGGCAGGCCUGACGUGUUCACCGAAGACGAGAACAAAGCUAUGGAAACAGUCAAUCUCCCGGGUCGCACGGAUCAGUCCAGCGAACGCUCAUUCGUGUCCUAUCAAUGGUGUACGGCAGAAGCCGACAAGACGUUCCCACCGCCCCAGGCCGAUCCUUCAACGCGGCUCAUGACGCAUUGGAACCUGGAUGCAGCCUCUCUACUCGCAGUUCACAUCCUUGGUCCCAAGCCGGGAGACAAGCUGCUCGACUUUUGCGCAGCUCCGGGCGGGAAAAGUGUAGCACUGGCACAGAUGUUGCGGCCCGAAGGCUUCGACGGGGCGUCGCCCUCUUUAGCGGGUGGUUGUCUUCACAGCAAUGAGCUCAACAAUGCACGCAACAAGCGCCUUACUUCCAACUUGCAGUCAUAUCUCCCCGAGGCCCUCUUCAAGACUGGCGAGGUGAAGGUCCUGAAGCUUGAUGGUACAGAAGCCAGCGCCGCGCAGUCGCUUUCUCUAGGGCCUGGCGGAUACGACAAAGUCCUCCUGGACGCCCCCUGCUCGAGCGAACGGCAUGUCAUCCACGCCAACGCGAAGGCCAGGCAAGGCGGUAGGGUGGCCGAUGAGAUGGCCUCCUGGCGGUCGGGGCAGUCGAAGAAGAUGGCCAAGACCCAGGCGGCGCUACUGAUGACCGCCCUCAAAGCUGUCCGGGUUGGCGGCAGUGUGCUCUAUGCGACGUGCUCGCUGAGUAACGAAGAGAAUGACGGCGUGGUAGAAAAGGGCAUCGAACUGGUCGGGAAAGAGCGCAAGAAGUUCGGGAUCAGGUGGAAUCUUGCCGUGCGGAGCGGCGAUUUAGCUGGCCGUGGGCUGGAGCAAUGGGCCGAAGCCACGAAACACGGGUGGAUGGUUUUACCCGACCAUCCCUCGGGCGGGAAAUGGGGUCCGCUAUUCUUUGCUCUGCUCGAGAAGGUCGCUGUUUGA
This is a messenger RNA of Anthostomella pinea, 1125 nucleotides long. The record is from the annotation of a GenBank genome assembly. NCBI's taxonomy places the organism in Eukaryota, Fungi, Ascomycota, Sordariomycetes, Xylariales, Xylariaceae.